This is a messenger RNA of Aphis gossypii (cotton aphid), 3634 nucleotides long. Its product is annotated as lutropin-choriogonadotropic hormone receptor-like. Gene Ontology annotation, cellular component: membrane. Lineage: Eukaryota; Metazoa; Arthropoda; Insecta; Hemiptera; Aphididae. Gene Ontology annotation, molecular function: protein binding; G protein-coupled receptor activity; protein-hormone receptor activity. Gene Ontology annotation, biological process: G protein-coupled receptor signaling pathway. Bases 614 to 2905 code for a protein of 763 amino acids. The transcript has 16 exons. The record is from RefSeq and is a predicted model, not a curated record.
CGCGCACACUCCGAAAAAUAUUAUUAUUAUUGUUGUGUUCACAAUAUUGUCUACAGGUAUGAUUUAAUAUCGCGAUUAUUAGUAUAUAUAUACCAAUAUAUCAUAUAUUAUUAUUAUUAUUAUUAUUAUUAUCAUCAUCACCAUCGUCAUUUUAAUUUAUUAUCGUUGACGUGUGAGCUGUUUCGCCGCCGGCGCUCGGUACCGAAACGUUUUAUUUAUUAUUAAUAUCAUAUUAUUUUUACGUUGGGGUGCGAAAAUCAAAACUCAUCGUCUCCGUACUAAUAAUAACUACAUCGUGAUAACAUAAAAUAAUAAUAUUAUUUUUCGUGCGCGUAAUCUGUGCGAAAGUUACGCGCAUUACGUACAAACAGUAUAAUAUAAUAUUAUUAUUAUUAAUAUUAUGCCGUUCGGUCCGUUUCGCACGGCGCGUCGCGCGUCGUCGGACCUAAACGCCGAGUACUCCCGCCCCGGCCCCCGCCCCCACAGGCAUCGCGCCGCCGUCGAACGCCAUCGUCGGCGGCGGUGACUGACGGCGCGUCGCGGAGGAGGUCCACACUCAUCUAUUUAAACGCACCGGACGCGUUGCUCGCCGUUUUGUCGCAUCGCACACGCCAUGUCGCGCACUGUCAGCCGCGAUUUUUCGCGGUCGAACGACGACGAAAACGUGACCACAGUAUUGUUGGUCGCAGCCAACGGCAGACGAAAAUCCGUCGUCGUCAACCUGCGCCGGCACGGUUCCUCGUCCAACAGUUGGAUCUCAAUGUGGUCGAUUUUCGACUUUUUGAUGAUUUUGUGCGUUUGCAUUGUGCAGCUAUCAGCGAAAGGUACAGUUAUGAACACACCGUGUCCUACUAUUGAUGACUGCUGUGUUCGCAACAUGACCAAUUUUUGGAAACAUAAAACUGAGUUGCAUUGUUCGGGGAUUCAAUACAUACCGGUUGUUAAUGAGAUAAUACACGUGCUAACUAUUGAUGAUUCAGACGAUAUUAAAGAAUUAUCAGAAAAAUCGAUUAGUCCAUAUAAUAAUCUUACAGAUAUAAUAUUAAACAACUUGAAAAACCUAGAACAUUUGGAUUCGUCAACUUUCAAAAAUUUAAAUAAAUUGCAGUCAUUAUAUAUAUUGCGAGCUAGUGUUUUGAAAGAACUACCUCCCGAUAUCUUUCAUGGUCUUUCAAAAACGUUUUUAGUACUUCGUAUAAGUAAAGCGAAUCUUAAGGCCAUUCCUGAUCUUUCAGACCUUGGAACUCCGACUGCGAUGCACAUAAUUGAAUUUGAAGGAAAUCAAUUGGACACAUUACCAACGAAUGGAAUUAAAACUCGAGCAGAACAGUUAUUAUUGGAAUAUAAUAAAAUAAGUGUGGUAGAAAAUUGGGCAUUCAAUGGUUCUGAAAUAGCAAAACUGAGUUUGAGAGGAAAUUAUUUAGACUUUUUGUCUGAACACAGUUUUGAUGGAAUUUUAAACUUACGGACGCUAGAUUUAUCACAUUCCUCAAUGAAAGUAUUACCGACAUCGGGAUUGAAAAGCUUAGAGGUUCUUCGCAUAGAAAAUGCUCCUUUUAUGACUGUGAUUCCUUCAGUUUAUUUAUUUGGUAAUUUAAAAGAAGCUUAUCUCACUUACUCAUUCCACUGUUGCAGUUUUCAGUUUCCAGCUAAACAUGAUUAUUCAUCAUAUGAGUUUCAUAAAGAAGAUUCACAAACUCCGAGUGAAUGCGUUCAGACAAAACAAAAUUACGACUUUCAAGUGGUAUCAAAUGAUUUUAUUGAAAACGGUUAUAUAGAUUAUGCAAACGAUAGCGAAGAAGAAUUUUUUAACGAGCCAGCCAUUACAAAUAGAACCCAGGACAUUAUAUGUGGAAAUAUUACUCCACCUAACAUGGAAUCCGAUGUCAAAUGUUGGCCACAACCAAACGCCUUGAAUCCAUGCGAAGAUAUAAUGGGUUUCUAUUGGCUUAGAGUGUGCGUUUGGCUAGUGGGAAUCGCAGCGUUACUGGCAAACGUAGUUGUACUGUUGGUGGUUUUCCGUAAAAAGUUUAAUUACUCCGUGCCCAGAUUUCUGAUGAGUAAUUUGGCUUUCGCCGACUUUUGUACGGCCAUUUAUUUGUUGCUAUUGGCUUACGAGGAUUUGGUGUCCAGUGAAAAAUAUUUCAACUACGCUUACACAUGGCAAAACGGCGUUGGAUGCAAAAUCGGAGGUUUCUUGACGGUUUUUUCGUCUCAACUAUCGGUUUUCGCGUUAUGCUUGUUAACGCUUGAACGGUGGUACUCAAUACGCAGGGCACUAUACACAAACAAAAUGACGUUCGCUUCAACUGUGAGAAUAAUGGCUUUUGGUUGGGUGUAUUCAAUUGUAAUGGCAACCAUGCCGUUAUUGGGCAUUUCGAGUUAUUCUACUACCAGCAUCUGCCUGCCCAUGGACACGGCUCGCGCGAGCGGCAUGUGCUACGUGUUCACUCUGUUGACGUUCGCCGCUGCCGCAUUUCUGCUGAUGCUGUUCUGUUACGUGCAGAUCUACAUGUCGCUGAGCUACGAGACCCGUCACGCGGCCAAGGGGGAGGCGUCCGUGGCCCGCAAGAUUUCGGUGCUGAUCGGCACGAACUUCGCGUGCACCGCGCCCGUCAUUUUCUUCGGCUUCACAGCGCUGCUCGGCUACCCGCUCAUCGACGUCACCAAGUCGAAAAUACUGCUCGUCUUCUUCUAUCCCAUCAAUUCGUGCGCCAAUCCGUUCCUCUACACCAUACUCACGGCAAGUUUCAGACGCGAAGCCUUCUCCACCGUCACCAAGUUCGGUCUUUGUUUGGAGAAUGAGAAAGAAUAUAAAGUGAUUUAUUCAACGCAAACCAACAACACCCAACGCUUAACUCCGGUACACAAACACACAUUGUCGUUGACGUUGCCUCAGCCCUGAAUGAAAAAAAAACAUUCGACAAUAUAAUCUACUCUACUAUUAUUAUUAAUUUUUUUUCGUCAUAAUUAUUAUUAUUAUUAUUAUUUAUUAUUUAUUAUUAUUAUUUGCAGUUGCCAUAUAGUACGUAUUGUAUAUUGUAAAGCUUAUUAUUACUGCGAUCGUCGGCCUCGAUUAAACAGCACGAAUGGUAUGAUAAUAUAAUAUUAUAUUAUGUGUGACGUGUGAACGGGCGACUAUCAGAGUCGUCGCUGGCGAUCGGUCCACAAAUAAUAACUCUAAACGCGUAAUUAUCUGAAUCGUCUAAAAUCUCCGGUAAACGUAUAGUAUAACAUUAAUAUCAAUAAAUCAAUAGGUACCUACAAAAAACAUAUUAUUUAUAUUUACGCCUUUAGAUUCCAGUCUCGCAUAAAAUGCAUUUUUUUUAGCCAUGUGCAGUAUAAAAAACAUUAUUGCGUCCCACACUCUGAGAAUUAUCCACUACCUAUCCGCAUUAUCCGGCGAGUCUUAAAAUUAUUUUUGCACUCCGUCAAAACCUUGACAUAUUAAUUGAGCGUUAUUAUUAUCAUGUUAUUAUCGAUUUUUCGACUCUUAUUUUUCCCGUUUUCUAUCGAUCAUAUAAUAACAUUUUUAUGUUUUAUUACUCGCACCCACUCUUUCAAUAUAUUAUAUAUUGCUUAUGUAUAUUAUAUAUAGUUAAUAGAUCUGCUUCCCUCCACCAUCCCCCUUAUG